CUUGCUCUUUCCAUCUCUCUAUACUCCUAUUACACCACUUGUUCCUUGCCAACGACUCGUGUCCUCCGAAAUCAUCUAUUUGGCAUUUAGUUCAAUCGAUUGAUCUGAAAUCGAAUGAAAAAUGAGAGGCUAUCCGGUUUAUGCGAUGGGGCCGACUGAUGAGCCGGUAUGGUCUCGAAACGAACAAAGUUUGUCUCGUGGAGUGUCUCAUCAAACGAUGGUUCAACCAAUUAGCAGUGCCUAUCCAACGUCUUAUUCUCAUUCUCAAGCAUAUCCAUCUCAAACUACUGUGAUCCAUUCCACUACUAAACCUGUUGCCGAUGCUGAUAUUUAUAGAGUUGGAAUCUAUGGAUGGAGAAAACGAUUUCUGUACACAUUCAUUUUGAUCCUUGCCAUCGGAAUUGUGCUCAAUUUAUCCUUGACAUUCUGGAUAAUGUCUGUGUUAGACUUUUCACCAGACGGAAUAGGUACUUUGAAAAUUGAAGAUGAUGGUAUUCGGGUUGAAGGAAGAGCUCAAUUCGAUAGACCUGUACAUUUCUCACAGCUGAGCACACUUGAUGAAGAAACGCUAACAGUUGACUCAUUCCGAGGUGUCAAUCUUCAAGCUCGAAAACCAAAUGGCGAUGUUGCCUCGAAAUUUUCAUUAAUGCCUGAAGGAAAAGCUCAAAUGACUUGUGAUCGGUUUGAGGUGUUCGAUGAGGAUCAGAAGUUGCUCUUCUUUGCAGAUUCGGACGAAAUUGGGCUGAAGCUCGAAAAUUUGAGAAUUUUGGAAGAUGGAGGUAGUGUGUUCGAAGGAGCUAUUCAAACAUCAUCAGUUCGUCCUCAACCAGAUUCUCCACUUCGCUUAGAAUCUCCCACUCGGAGUGUUUCAGUAGAUGCUGCUCAAGAUAUUGAAAUCCUCGCAGCAGCCGGAGAAGUUUCGGUGAACUCACUACUAGAUAUUUCUAUUUCUUCAAAACAGGGAGAAAUUCGUCUCGAAUCAUCCUCGAUUUAUAUGGAAAAAUUAGCCCGAUCCGAUGGAAGAGGAAGUCCACAAACUCAAGUUUGUGUCUGUCAUAAUGGACGACUAUUCCUUGCUGCUCCAAAUGCAGACUGCAGAGCUGAUCGUGAUAUUUGCUCCAAUUAAUAAAUUGUAUAAACCUACUUUCAAUAAAUUAUCACAACUAUUGAAAAGAAUAUAUGAAAAAUCGUU
Messenger RNA from Caenorhabditis elegans, 1192 nucleotides. It is a transcript of the gene sgn-1, whose product is annotated as Sarcoglycan complex subunit protein. The coding region runs from base 122 to 1126 and encodes 334 amino acids. NCBI's taxonomy places the organism in Eukaryota, Metazoa, Nematoda, Chromadorea, Rhabditida, Rhabditidae. Gene Ontology annotation, cellular component: membrane; cytoskeleton; sarcoglycan complex. The transcript is spliced from 5 exons. The record is from RefSeq and is marked reviewed.